GAGUGUCGCCAUUGAACUGAUCCCGGAGCAGUUGUUUGUCAUUCGUUAGUUGUACGAGCAAGGCAGAUGCUGAUCAGAUAGGCUGGUUCUGGGUUAAGGAGCAGGAGAGACUCGCCCCGGCGACCGAGCGUAAAAACUAAAAAUGUUGGUUGCGUUAUAGUGGACUUGUAUAGGAUGAACAAAUGGUGUGAUUCAGAAAGGCGCUAAAUAUAACAAGGAACUGAUGUGCGCUUUACGUCGUUUGCACCAAGCUGAAAGUUAUCAUGAUCAGCUGGGUGUGCAACUUUGCCUGACGUCAUUUUCUGUAGCACGCAAAUUGACGCCCCUGGAACAACUGUCUUGGCUGGAGCCGCCGGCCAGGAGCCCGAUCGCAACCACGGAUGUGCCCAUGGCAGCUGUUACCCAGCAACGGGGGACCUGCUGGUCGGACGUGAGAAAAACCUGAAGGCCUCGUCUACGUGUGGGAUGAGGAGGAAGGAGCCCUACUGCAUUGUCAGCCACCUGCAGGACGAGAAGAAAUGUUUCGACUGUGACUCCAGAAGGCCUUAUGACCCCAUCUACAACACCAUCAAUCACCGCAUCGAGAACGUGAUCACCACCUUUAAGCCUCACCGCAAGAAGUCAUGGUGGCAGUCUGAGAACGGAAAGUCAAAUGUGUAUAUCCAACUGGACCUGGAGGCAGAGUUUCAUUUCACUCACCUCAUUAUGACCUUCAAGACUUUCCGUCCGGCGGCCAUGUUGAUUGAGCGCUCGGCCGAUUUUGGUCGCAACUGGCAGAUCUACCGUUAUUUUUCCCAUGACUGUGCUGCCAACUUUCCCGGCAUAUCCCAGGGUCCUUUACACAACAUCGACGACGUCAUCUGCGAAUCACGUUAUUCUGACAUCGAGCCGUCAACAGAGGGAGAGGUCAUCUACAGGGUGUUGGAUCCAGCCAUCAGGAUUGAGGAUCCAUACAGCCCAAACAUCCAGAACCAGCUGAAAAUCACCAACUUGAGGGUCAACUUCACUAAACUUCACACACUGGGAGACAACCUGCUGGAUCCGAGACCUGAAAUCAAAGAAAAGUAUUACUACGCCAUGUAUGAGCUGGUUGUGCGUGGAAACUGCUUUUGCUACGGCCACGCUUCAGAGUGCGCCCCAAUUGAUGGAAUCAGGGAUGAUAUAGAAGGAAUGGUUCAUGGCAAGUGUGUGUGUAACCACAACACCAGGGGUCUGAACUGUGAGCGCUGUGAGGAUUUCUAUAACGAAAAGCCUUGGAGACCUGCGGAAGGCAGCAACACCAACGCAUGCAAAAAGUGCAAUUGCAAUAGUCACUCAUCAGUUUGCCAUUUUGACAUGGCAGUCUAUUUGGCCACGGGCAACGUCAGUGGAGGAGUUUGCGAUGACUGUCAGCACAACACGAUGGGCCGAAACUGUGAAUUGUGCAAGCCCUUUUACUACAAAGAACCCCUUAAAGACAUCCGGGACCCUCGGGUAUGCAUUGCUUGUGACUGCGAUCCAGAAGGUUCUGAGAACGGAGGGAUGUGCGACAGCCACACAGCGCCGACACUGGGCAUGGUGGCUGGCCAGUGUCGCUGUAAAGCCAACGUCGAGGGCCAACGCUGUGACAAGUGUAGAACCGGGUACUUUGGCCUGAGUGCUGAUAACCCUCAGGGUUGCCAGUCUUGCCGGUGUGACCACAGGGGAACGGUGGCGGGCAGCACCCAGUGUGACCCAGUUAGUGGAGACUGCUUCUGCAAACGUCUUGUCACUGGACGAAGCUGUGACCAGUGUCUGCCAGAACACUGGGGCCUGAGUCUCGACUUGAAUGGCUGCCGAGGAUGUGAAUGUGACAUCGGAGCUGCUCUCGAUAACCACUGCUCCAUGGAUAGUGGCCAGUGUCGGUGCCGCAGUCACAUGACCGGACGCCAAUGUACACAGGUGGAGUCUGGGUAUUUCUUCAUGGCUUUGGAUCACUUCUUGUAUGAAGCUGAGUUGGCCAAAAUGGGUCAGGGAUGUACAUUGGAGACCAGGGAACACCACCAAGGUCGUCCGGCCACAUGGACGGGUAUUGGGUUUGCCCAUGUACCUGAAGGUGGCACUCUUGAGUUCAUCAUCACCAACGUUCCUUAUUCCAUGGAGUAUGACCUGCUCAUCCGCUAUGAGUCACAGAUGCCCCGAGACUGGGAAGAGGUACGAAUAACAGUGAUACGACCUGGUCCAAUUCCAACAAGCAGCCCAUGUGGAAACACAAUCCCAGAUGAUGACAAACUUGUUGUCGCCCUGGCGGCUGGGGCCAGGUUCAUGGUUCCUCCUCAGCCUGUGUGUUUGGAGAGAGGUGUUACGUACACCAUCCGCUUCGAGUUCAGGCGCUAUCAGGAUGCCAAUGCUGUCCUUAAUGGAGCAGCCAAUGCUGUCCUCCUUGUGGACUCUAUUGCUUUGAUGCCUCGUCACUCUUCCAUUGAGAUCUUUAAUGCCGGGGAUCUGGCCUCUAGCAACAGGAAGCAGACCUACGAGCGGUACCGUUGCCACGAAGGAGCGAAGAGCGUGACCCGCCCAUCCAUGAGUGAUACCUGUGCCAAGAUGAUCACAACCAUGUCGGCUGUUAUUAAUGACGGGGCUUUGCCUUGCAACUGUGACCCCCAGGGAUCUAUCAGCUCUGUGUGCGAUGUCCGUGGGGGUCAGUGUCGUUGCAGACCCAACGUCAUUGGUCGGCGGUGUGAACAGUGUGCCCCGGGAACUUAUGGCUUUGGACCUUCAGGCUGCAUAGCCUGCGGUUGCAGCGUGGAAGGCUCAGUCACUCGGCUGUGUGACAAAUACACGGGGCUGUGUCAGUGUCGGCCCGGAGCAUUUGGCCAGCAGUGCGACAGAUGCCAGGCAGGUCAUUGGGGCUUCCCCAACUGCCGCCCCUGCCAGUGCAACAACCACGCCGACGAGUGUGACCAGAGGAACGGUGCAUGUAUUAACUGCAGGGACAACACCGGAGGAGACAAUUGCGACAGGUGUGCAAAUGGUUACCAUGGUAACCCAAUACUGGGCGUAACACCCGGGGCCUGGUGUCGUCCAUGCCCGUGUCCAGACGGCCCAGCCAGCGGACGUCACUUUGCAGCAUCUUGUUAUCAGGACAACCGCAACCGGCAAAUUGUCUGCAACUGUAACCAUGGAUACACAGGUACCCGAUGUGAGCAUUGUGCUCCUGGUUACUAUGGCAACCCUUCUCAGCCAGGUGGGCGGUGCCAGCCGUGCCAGUGCAACAAUAACAUAGACAUGUCUGAUAUUGACGCGUGCGACCGACGAAUCGGAGAGUGCAGAAAGUGCCUUUACAAUACAGAAGGACCCAACUGUGGCAUCUGCAAAAGCGGCUAUUUCGGCGAUGCUACAAGGCGCAACUGCAGGAAAUGUGUUUGUAACUUCCUGGGUACGGAGCGUAGCCAGUGUAUGGAACGUGAUGACUGCGUGUGCCAGCGGAAUACAGGCCAGUGCCAAUGUGUACCAAAUGUCAUUGGUCAGACGUGCGACCACUGUUCCCCUGGACACUGGAACCUGGCGAGUGGCAAAGGAUGUGAACCCUGCGGUUGUGACCCCCACAAUUCAGUCACCUCAACGUGUAACGAGUUUACUGGGCAGUGUCAAUGCCGUGAUGGGUUUGGUGGGAAGACCUGCACAGAUUGUCAGGAGAACUACUGGGGAGACCCUCGGACACAGUGCAGAGCUUGUGACUGUGACUGGCGAGGCAUUGAGACCUCUCAGUGCAACCGUGUGACAGGUCACUGUGUAUGCCAGCAGGGGGUGUCUGGUGUCCGCUGUGACCAGUGUGCCCGAGGUUUCUCGGGUCUCUUCCCCAACUGCCAGCCCUGCCAUCAAUGCUUUGGGGACUGGGACCGCAUUGUCCAGGACCUGGCGGUGCGCACCAGGGCUUUGGCUGAGCGUGCCCAUGAGAUUCAGACUACUGGCCUUACCGGGGCUUAUGAGAAGACUUUUAGGGAUCUUGAAGAGAAACUGGCCCAAGCUCAAACCAUCGUCAACUCACGUAACCUCACUGCUGCAACCAUUAGCACUCUGAUGGAACUUAUUGAACAUCUUAGAUCUCAAAUUGGGGAGACCACUGACACAUUGAACCGUCUAGAAGGAGAUCUGACUGUCGUCCAGGACAGCAACUCAGAGGCAAGCAAGGAGCUGAGUGCUCUUGAGCGAGAGGCCAGAGAACUCAAUCUGACUUCAGAGCAGCUCCAUCACCAGCUCAAUGUGCUAAAAAACUCAAAUUUCCGAGGCGCGUACGACAGCAUUCGUGCCUCUUACAACAAGUCUAGGGACGCUGAGCGCCGUGCUAAUGAAUCAACUGUGAACAGGCCCAGCACGGUCAGCCAAUCGGCCGACACCCGCCGUCACACCGAACGCCUCAUCUCCGCCAAGAAGGAUGACUUCAACCGCAAAAAUGCCGCCAACAAGCGCUCACUGGCAGAACUCAAGACCAAAGUUCAGGAUCUGGAUAUGCAGAAGAUCAAUGAGAAGGUUUGCGGUGCCACAAGCGACGCUCCCUGUGCGGAAAGCCCUUGUGGAGGUGCAGGUUGCCGAGACGACGAAGGGAACCGUCACUGCGGAGGCCUGAACUGCAAUGGUGCUUUAUCAGCCGCUGAUAAUGCUUUGGAGAGAGCCAAGCAUGCAGAGAAGCAGCUCAACAAAGCUAUGGGAGAAGUGGAGGGACUCGUCACCAAGGUGGCGGAGGCUAAAACAAAGGCAGAGGAGGCCAAGGGUAAAGCACAAGCAGCUCUCAACAAAGCCAAACGCACCAAGAACAAAAUGGAGCUCUCCAACAAUGACCUGCGAGACCUCAUCAAACAGAUCAGGGACUUCCUCAUGCAGGAAGGAGCAGACCCUGAACACAUUGAGGCCGUAGCGAACCGUGUGCUGGAGCUAUCCAUCCCUGCUUCUCCUCUCCAGAUCAGACAUCUCGUCGACGAAAUCAAAGAACGUGUCCGCAGCCUUUCCAGUGUAGAUGCCAUUCUGGCACAGACACAGGACGAUGUCCGUAAGGCAGAAAAACUACUGCUGGAUGCCAAGAGAGAAAGGCAUCAUGCUGAAGGUGUGAAGACCACAGCAGAAAAAGUGAAGCAGGCCUUGGUGGAUGCUAAGACUGCCCAAACGUCUGCAGAGAAGGCCAUCGCCAGAGCCAGAGCUGACAUUGAUGAGACUCAGACCCGCCUGGCACAGAUAGAAUCAGAAACAUCUAACGGUGAGAGGCAACUGAGAGAGGCUGUGGACCGUCUGGGCACGCUGGGUCGAGAGAUCAAUGGGCUGAAAACCAAACGCGCUAACAACAGCAUGGCAGCAGCCCGGGCUGAAGAGACUGCCACCAUGGCACGAGACAAAGCAAACGAAGCCAAGCAGAUUCUAGACGGACAGUUGACUGAUAAGUACCAUGAGUUGAAACAGCGUGUUGACACGAAGGCCAAAGCUGUACAAGAUGCCAAGACAAAGGCAGAGGGCCUCAGGGAUGAAGCCAAACAACUACUGCAAGAUGCCCAGAGCAAGUUGCAGAGACUAACAGAGCUGGAGAAAAACUAUGAAGAGAAUGAGAGACAGUUACAAGGGAAAGCUCGUCAGCUGGAUGGCUUGGAAGACAAAAUGAGAGCCAUCCUCAAUGACAUCAACAAACAAAUCCAAAUAUACAACACGUGCCAGUAGUAACCUCCACUUUACUCUUCUGCACACUGCAUGACAAGAUUGGAACAUAACUUUUCUGAGGAUAGCUGAGUGUGUGCAAGAUGUUGGUUUUCAUUUUUUUAAAGUCUGAAAUUGUAUGCUUGUAAAUGUUUGUAAUGAAUAUAAAAACGUGUGUAUAAUUUUAAUCACAAAUGUCAAUAAUCCAAAGAUAUGGGAUGCAAUAAUGUUACAUUAACUACUGAGUAUUUCUUUGUUUUAUUUGUUAGUGAUUUAGAGGCAGCUGGUUCAAUAAAUUGGCAGUUUAAUAUAAUCAUUACUCAACUCAUUUAACUUGUACACACUAGGUGCAAGGUGGAUAAGUUUUGAACUGAUUGAAACAAAACCGCAUUUCAAGCUCUUUUUUUGUGAAAAGGAAGCCAGUAAGGAAUGCCACAAACAUGCAUUAUUUUAACCAACUCUUCAGAAAUUACUUGUCACAAAACUUACCUCUUCAUUCUCUAAAAUUCAUGCUUUACAAAAUGUGACAAAAGCCCAAAACACAAAGGUAAAAAUAAUUAUGUAUUACAGUGCCUUAAUUUUGUGAAUAAAGAUUGGAAACAUG
This is a messenger RNA of Syngnathoides biaculeatus (alligator pipefish), 6244 nucleotides long. RefSeq names its product laminin, beta 2 (laminin S) (gene lamb2). Lineage: Eukaryota; Metazoa; Chordata; Actinopteri; Syngnathiformes; Syngnathidae. Gene Ontology annotation, biological process: cell migration; basement membrane assembly; substrate adhesion-dependent cell spreading. Gene Ontology annotation, molecular function: extracellular matrix structural constituent. Gene Ontology annotation, cellular component: laminin trimer. The transcript is spliced from 34 exons. The coding region runs from base 466 to 5664 and encodes 1732 amino acids. The record is from RefSeq and is a predicted model, not a curated record.